Molecule: messenger RNA, 467 nt
Organism: Lolium rigidum
Lineage: Eukaryota; Viridiplantae; Streptophyta; Magnoliopsida; Poales; Poaceae
Exons: 1
Source: RefSeq, a predicted model, not a curated record
GCCGCUCCCGCACAAUGACCUCCCGCAGCACUCACUUCGAGGUCCAGCCCUCCACCGACGCCUUCGACGUCCCUCCCAUCUGCAGCAGAUACGAAGGUUACGACGACGAUGAGUACCUCUCGCUCAGCCGGCGCCGCCGCUUCGUCGUCGACCUCGACGAAGACAGCCCUCCUUCCUCCCCCACCUUGCUCCGGCUCAGCAGGUACUCUUCGUCCCUCGCCCGGCAGUCUCGGCUGCACACCAAGUCCAUCUACCGUCGCGGCAGCGCUUCCCUCGCUGCACCUUUGGGAUUCAAGCACGCGGCUGCGGCUGCGGCGUCUUCAAGUUCAACGGAGGCCGUCAUCCUUGGCCAGGCGGCGGAUGAGAAUCCGCUGCUGAGGCCUCGCCAUCUGUCCUGCGGUGCUUCUGCCAGCGCCUCCCUCCGGUACACACCGGCCCCGGCUGCAAGAACGGUGAGCCCGGUCGCC